Messenger RNA from Vicia villosa (hairy vetch), 1740 nucleotides. RefSeq lists its product as uncharacterized. Lineage: Eukaryota; Viridiplantae; Streptophyta; Magnoliopsida; Fabales; Fabaceae. Bases 1 to 1740 code for a protein of 579 amino acids. The record is from RefSeq and is a predicted model, not a curated record. The transcript has a single exon.
AUGGCUCAGAGAAACAUUAUUUGUUCAGUGCAUUACAAUGGUGUUAUCAGUAACGAUCUAACUGACGGUUUUUCGUUUAGCAAUACUGAAACAAAACGUUUCAAAGUGCAUUGUAGAGCCGAUUUUAUUCAUUUGAAGGAACGAAUUGAAUCAAAAUUGCAACUUCCUGUAAGUGAAAUUAUUUAUCGACUAGCGUUAUUUACUGGAGACAACGGUAACAUUUUUUACGUCAUGAAACAAAUAGAAGACGACGAUGGCGUUAAAGUGAUGUUCGAAUGUCACAAUUCGUUUGCUCCUCUUGACUCAGUCGAGCUUUAUGUUCGCAUUGUUAGUCCUGCAGUUAACCAAUCGCAAGAGUCGCAUUCGCAUCAAUACGGUCUGAGCCAACCCACUGAUGAAGAGCCAACACAAAACAACGAACCAUUUAUACCCAACGAACAAGUGGACGAGUACAGUGAAGAUGAAAUACAAGAAGUGCAAUAUGAAGAUCUUUUUGGUGAUGACAAUGACCCUGAUAUUUUUGUGUCGUCGCAGCCCACAAUUGCACGACCGAUUAGCAUGUACGCCCCACCGGAUCACAUGCGAAAUAUCUGUUUAGAAGAGGCACAGUCUGAAUCAAUAUUUGGUUCGCACAAAACAAACUAUAGUGAUGUUGAUUUAUAUGAGGGAAUGGAGUUUGAAGACAAGGAGGCAUGCGUUGCUGUUAUACAACAUUGGCAUAUCACCAAAAUUCUUGAUUAUUGGGUAUACAAAUCUGAUAAGAACAGAUAUGUCAUCAAAUGCACGAAUCCAACUUGCCAAUUCAAAUGUAGAGCAUCAGUUCGCAAGAAGAAUUCCAAGUGGACGAUAGGUAAGUUGAGUGGACCACAUGUCUGCACAACCACUUCAAUGUCGCAAGACCAUAGACAACUUACCUCAGAUAUUGUCUCUCACUGCAUCAGAGAUCUGGUUAACACCGACCCAUCAAUUAAGGUAAAGCUCAUAAUUUCUCAUAUAACAGGAAAGUAUGGUUAUAAUAUAUCUUACAGGAAAGCGUGGAUUGCAAAGGUAAAGGCCAUAAAAUCCUUGUAUGGAAACUGGGAGACAUCUUACAAUGACCUUCCACAAUGGUUAUUGGUAAUGAAAACACAUCUGCCUGGAAUGGUAAUAGACUUGGAAACGUUACCUGCAUUUUCUAACGAAGGCAGCCAGUUGGGUGAUAAGAUGAUAUUCCAUCGUCUAUUUUGGGCUUUUCAACCAUGCAUCCAUGGUUUUGCUUAUUGCAAGCCAAUUGUUCAAGUCGACGGAACAUGGUUGUAUGGAAGGUACAAAGGGACAUUGUUGAUGGCUGUGGCGCAGCAUGGGAAUGGUAACGUUUUUCCAAUUGCUUUCGCUAUUGUCGAGGGUGAAACCAAGGAUGCUUGGAGUUUUUUCCUUCGCAAUCUAAGAAGCCACGUGACACCCCAACCCAAUCUAUGCCUAAUAUCAUACAGACAUCCAUCGAUUAAAAGUGCCUAUGAUGAUCCUGCAAAUGGAUGGCAAAAUCCUCCGUCUUCACAUGUCUACUGCAUUAGGCAUAUCGUGCAAAAUUUUAUGCGUGCGAUUAGAGACAAGGAACUACGUAAAAAACUCGUCAACAUGGGUAAUAGUCUAAUUUAUCUUUGUGAAGUACAUUUGUCAAAUGAUCUUUGUCGGUUUCUUGACUUGUUUAUUAUUUGUAACAUGAUAUGCAUUGACGGAGUCAACGUAAAACUACUAUAG